UGCCGCAUCCGCAUCCGCAUCCUCGCGCACCGGCCGGUGCUGAUGGCAACAUCAGGCUCGCAGUUGCCGCCUCGGACGACACCGACUCGACGACACCGACUCGACGACACCGACUCGACGACACCGACUCGGCGACACCGACUCGGCGACGCCGACUCGACGACACCAGCUCGACGACACCGACUCGACGACGCCGCCUCGACCCUACCGCCUCGACGCGGCCCUGUCCCGACCACGCCGCCGCCUCAGCGCUUCCGUCUCUAUCCCCACUCCCGACGACGACACCAGGUUCGCAGCCACCGCCUCCGACGACCUCGACUCGACUCCGCCGCCUCGACUCUACCGCCUCGAUGCUGCCCCCUCCACCGCCAGGCUCGACCACACCUCGACCCUGCCCGGUGCCGACGACGGUCCCAGGCUCGACAACGCCGCCUCCAUGUCCGAUCCCCACCACGCCGCCGCCUCCACCCUGCCGCCUCCACCGCCGGUCCCUUGCCUCGACAACGGCGCGUCGCCCGAGGUCUCGUGAACAACCCCGGCCUCCUCACCCCAGGCUCCUCACUCGACGGCGCCUCCUCACGUUUUCAUCCACCUCGCCUGCUCCUCGACAACAACGGUGCCUGCUCGAGACGACGGCCCUGACGACGACACCGAAGCCUCCGCGCUGCGGCCUGCACGCCCGGUCCCAACGACCCCAGGUGUGUAGCAGGCUCCUCGAACCUGGCAGCUCGUCACGCUGCGGCCUGCACGCCGUCUCUACACGCCAGGUGCCGACCACCUCACCGCCUGGACCCUGCCUCCCCGUGCACACCGCCGAGAUCGUCAACGGCGAGGCCUCGAGGGCCUUGCCUCCUCGCCAACACGGCGUCGCCGCCUUCCCGUCUCCACCUUCUCCUCGCUUCCAACGGUGGCUCCCCGAGGACGCGGCGUUGCCCGGUGUCUCGUCAUGCACAACCGCGGCGUCGUGA
Molecule: messenger RNA, 968 nt
Organism: Heterobasidion irregulare TC 32-1
Lineage: Eukaryota; Fungi; Basidiomycota; Agaricomycetes; Russulales; Bondarzewiaceae
Exons: 1
Coding region: 351-968 (205 amino acids)
Source: RefSeq, a predicted model, not a curated record